Gilbertella persicaria is the source of this 309-nucleotide messenger RNA. RefSeq names its product ribosomal protein S26e. Gene Ontology annotation, biological process: translation. Lineage: Eukaryota; Fungi; Mucoromycota; Mucoromycetes; Mucorales; Choanephoraceae. Gene Ontology annotation, cellular component: ribosome; cytosolic small ribosomal subunit. The record is from RefSeq and is a predicted model, not a curated record. Gene Ontology annotation, molecular function: structural constituent of ribosome; mRNA binding. The transcript has 2 exons. The annotation marks the transcript as partial.
ACUUGCAAGAGAAGAAACAACGGACGUAACAAGCACGGUCGUGGUCACAACAAGUUUGUUCGUUGCAUCAACUGUUACCGUUGCGUUCCCAAGGAUAAGGCUAUCAAGCGCUUCACUAUCCGUAACAUGGUUGAAGCUGCUGCUGUCCGUGAUCUCCAAGAAGCUUCCAUCUAUGAGGAAUAUGCUAUCCCCAAGUUGUAUGUCAAGCUUCACUACUGUGUUUCUUGCGCUAUUCACGCUCGUGUCGUCCGUGUCCGUUCUGCUGUCGACCGUCGUAAUCGUCUUCCUCCUCCCAGAUUCAGAUUCCAA